GUUAAUGUUAAUGCAUGCACACAUGUGUGCACUAAAUACAUAUACAUACACUGUUAAGUUUUGUAUCAGGGCGUCAAAUAAUUUUACUGUAAAUAAAACUUUCAAUCUUUAUGGUAUAUCAUUAUAAAAAAUAAUCAUCUUGAAACAAUGAUAUAAUUGUUUAUGAUCAUAUAUAUAUUAUAUUCUGAUAAUUUCUAAAAGAAUUAUGAGCAUAAUUCAUUGACAUCAUUACUCGCUCAUGCCGAUUUAUUAGUGUUAUCUUAUAUGUUGUUGAGUGAGUGAAAGACACACAGUUUUUAUACUAUUUAACAUGUUUUUUACCACAUACUGUGGCAAAACGAUCCCGUGAAUAAUGUCAACUGGUUUGUACAUCGUUCGCCUUGAUUAGAAUUACAUUUACGCGUUAAUAUGUCGCUAUAAAGAAUAAUGAAAAGAGUUGCAAGAAAGAAAAAGUUGUUUAAAAAAUUUCGUCUCGACUGGGGCGAAUUAUAUUUUUCUUAAUGGUUCGUCGGAUCUAAUGUGCAAAAAUAUUAACGAUCGUUGACCAUUUUUCGUUUUGUUAAAAAAAAAAACACCUGUGAAAGCCUUAUCAGAGAUAGUGCAACGGAUCAUGAAUGUGGUCAGCAUAGCAGAGAGGUGGUGUCGGGAAGGUGGUUGACACGCCUUCGUAUCUUUGAAAUGAUUGAAAGUGUAUCACGUAGAGCGUUGAGUGGCUCCAGUGGGAGCUACCACGUUCGUGGUGCUGAAUUAGCAAGGAAUCGUAGAUUGAAAUCUCUUUCUGCUACUGUUGUCUUUCUUGAUGACACGCAACAUACGUUUCAACUAGAUAAAAGAGCAAAAGGUCAAACAUUAUUAGAUUUAGUAUUCCAACAUUUAGAACUUGUUGAAAAAGAUUAUUUUGGUUUGCAAUAUGCUGAAAAUGGAGCCACAACAUGUACAUAUUCUCCAGAUGUAAUGAGAUGGUUAGAUCCUAGUAAACCAGUGAAGAAGCAGAUAAGAAGUAAGGGUGGACAAUUCUAUUUCAGAGUGAAAUUUUAUGUAUCUGAUCCUAGUAAACUACAAGAAGAAUAUACUAGAUAUCAGUUUUAUUUACAAAUUAGGAGAGAUAUUCUUCAAGGAAAACUUCAAUUAUCGCCAAGUACAGCAUGCCUUAUUGCUAGUUAUACUGUUCAAUCUGAGUUGGGUGAUUAUCAUCCUGAAGAACAUGGACCAGGAUAUCUUUCUAGAUUGCAAUUGAUACCAGGUCAAACUGAAGAAAUGGAAAAGAAAAUAGCUGAGCUGCAUAAACUUCAUAAGGGUCAGUUACCAGCAGAUGCAGAAUUCAAUUUUCUAGACCAUGCAAAAAGGCUAGAUAUGUAUGGAGUAGAAUUACAUAAAGCUAGGGAUUCAACAAAUAAAGAGAUACAAUUAGGUGUAACAUCUAUAGGUUUAGUAGUGUUUCAAAAUGGAAUAAAAAUUAACGUGUUCUCAUGGUCAAAAAUAGUUAAAAUAUCAUUUAAGCGGAAACAAUUUUUCAUUCAACUGAGAAGGGAACAGUCAGAGAACUAUGAUACUCUCCUUGGCUUCAACAUGCAAACAUAUCGAAGUUCGAAAAAUUUAUGGAAAGCGUGUGUAGAGCACCAUACAUUUUUCCGACUUCACAGUCCUAAAACGAGGCCAAGGCGGUUUCCACUUACUUUAAGCAGUAGGUUUACAUAUUCAGGACGUACAGAAUUUCAAACAGUUGAGGAUGGGAAGCAUAGGGCAAGAGUAGAAAGAACAUUUAUACGAUCUCCAAGUAAAAGAUUAGUACAUGGAGUAACAUCAGCUCCAAUUAUCGAAGAGAAAGGAAAAUUAUCUAUGCCCCCUGGAAGACCGCCUAGACCAUAUGAUAAUAAAGUACAGUCUCUUGGUGCUCGUGAACCUCGUCGAGCAUGGGGUGAAGGAAAUCCUAGUGAUGAUGAAGGUGGAUUUUUGUCCCUCCGUGAAGAAAUAACAAGCUCGCAUACACAAGGCAAUGCAUUUUCGCCUGUAUUAGGUUCUAGAGUUUUAAGUUAUGCUGAUGAUGAUACAACUGCUGAAAGGAACAUUUAUGAUCUUCCUGAUUAUAGUGAACCUACAAGUUCUCCUGCUCCUCAGAUAGUAGAAGAUGGAUUAGUUACAAUAUCUUUGACACCAGAUGAACAAGGUCGGUUUGGAUUUAAUGUGAAAGGUGGUUUAGAUCUUGAUAUGCCUAUUUUAGUAUCGAGGGUAGCUCCAAAUACUCCUGCUGAUCGCUGUUAUCCGAAAUUAAAUGAAGGGGAUCAGGUAGUGUAUAUAAAUGGAAUCGAUGUUAGUGGAUUGUUACAUGAACAUGUAGUAAAUCUAAUUCGUCAAUCUCGUGAUUCGGGCUCUGGUGAACUAACCUUAACUGUCCGACCGAAUGCUUUAUAUAAUGCACUAGCUGGUACUGAUGAAACAUCUGAAGAAGAACCUCCAUAUAGGUACGUUCCGGAUGCACCUCAUGCAGCUAUUGGAUCAGACGCAUUAGCACAGUCGAUGUUGCUUCUUGCAGAUGGUCUUGCAAGCGGUGCUUUAAUCGCGCAGUAUGAACAGCUAUAUAGAAAGAAUCCUGAACUUACAUCUCUUGAAUCAAAAAAACCUGAAAAUCAGAGUAAAAAUCGUUAUCGAGAUAUUUCACCUUAUGAUGUUACUCGAGUGAUACUUAUGGGCUCUGCAAGUGGAGAUUAUAUCAAUGCUAACUAUGUAAAUAUGGAAAUACCAGGAUCUGGUAUUAUCAACAGAUAUAUAGCUACUCAAGGACCUUUGUCUUCGACUGUCGCUGAUUUUUGGCAGAUGGUUCUCGAAGCGGGCAGUACCCUUGUUGUAAUGCUCACAACUUUGGUCGAACGUGGCCGAGCAAAAUGCCAUCAAUACUGGCCUGCGCUCAAUGAAACUCUUACGUUACGAAAUCUCACUCUCACGUCUACAGCUGAAAAUGUUGAAGAUACUUUUAUAUUUAGAGAAUUCAUACUCCGUGAUAUUAAUACUGGAGAAGAAAGAGAUAUAACACACAUGCAAUAUUGUAGUUGGCCAGAUCAUGGAGUUCCUAGCGAUUGGAGACAAUUCACAACGUUUACUGAAAGGGUGCGGGCAGCUCGAACGGGAAUAGUGGAACCCGCAGUUGUUCAUUGUUCUGCAGGAAUUGGUAGAACAGGUGUCUUAGUCUUAAUGGAAACAGCACUGUGUCUUAUCGAAGCGAAUCAACCGGUGUAUCCAUUAGACAUCGUACGAUCUAUGAGAGAUCAAAGAGCAAUGAUGAUACAAAAUGCUAGUCAAUAUAGAUUCGUAUGCGAGGCGGUCCAUAAAGCUUACAGUGAAGGAAUAGCUAAGCCACUUCCUGAAUUCAGUAGGUGAAAACAACACAAAUUUGGAAUGCAUUGUAAUUAUCAUUCUUCUUACAUUUUAUCGAAAUAUCACAUCACUAGAAGAUAAUUUUAUACUCUGACAAUAAUAUACACAUAUAUUAUUCAUUAAUAGGAGAGAUAUACACUGUUUCAAAUAAGUAUUUUCUAUCCGUUAUGAAUAUAUUUUUUAUCUAGAAAUUUAAUUACUUGAAAGAUAUAACUUUUCACGCCUUAGAGCUUACCCCCCUUUUUAAUUUAUGUACCAAUAUUUUGUAAAUAAUGAAAUUUCGAUAAAAUUAAGUUCACUAAAUUAUGUUUAAGCUAAAGUAUAAAUCUCGAAGCAUUAUUUGGAAUAAUUGUCCAUUAUGGCUUACCUCUGUCAUCAUUAUUACUACUACCAAUCUUUAUUUCUAUAUGUUAACACUAAACCUACCGACACUUUGUGUAUACCUAUUCCUACCAUGUGCGGUCAAAAUAGCCGGUGAUUAAACAAGUAAUAGUUUUCAUGAUUAAAUUUAGAUAACGGUUAAUUUAUAAUUAAAUGUAUAUAAAAUGAUGAACUUUCAUAAAAUUUCGUCCAAAUUUACUUUUGUUUAAUUUCAAUUAUAGACUUAAAUAGAAUAACACUUUUAUUUAUAUAGAGAUAUAUCUUAUUCAACUUCGCUGCAUUUUUUACCAAUUAUCUUAUUAUCAAAUGUACAUUUGCCACAUAAAUAUUUCCCGCAUCUUAAACGAAUUUUCGUAAUUUUGUAACCUUUACAAUUUUUUACUUGACAAGUUUUUUGUAGUAAUGAAUUUGAACUUGUUGAUAGUUUUAUUGCAUAGAUUUUUCCCGCGAUUCUUUAUAUAAAAGUAAUGUAUGCACCAGGUUUAUAAUAAUUUUGUGAAUUCUCUGUAAAUUGGUUCCAUACUGUAGAUAACAUUGCAAAUUUAUUGGUUCGUAAACGUUGGCUUCUUUCGCUCUUUUUAUCAGAUUGUAUAAACCUCAUAAUUUCAGCAAAGUCAUUCCUGUUCAUUGUUUUUGAAAAAAAUGCACGUCUCCAAAUUUUAUUUCACAAAUAUGAGACAUCUAAAUUUGUUGUCUGAUAUGCACCGCGGGCAUAUAGCAGAGCAAUAAAUGCAUCUAGUUUUGCUGCAUCUAGCUCCCUUUUAGUUCCCAAUGCUCUAAAUGCUUCUUUUUCCGUACAUUUUAUUAUAUGAUCCCUUAUACGGUGAUCAAUGAUAAGAUAAAAUGCCGUCUUUACUUGUCUUUUCAUUAUAUGUCGGUUAGCAUAUCCCUAAAAAUAUUAUGAACUGAAGUCCUGCCAGAUUUGGGACUUGCAUCUAUUUCUUUCCAAACUGUUCCAUCGGGCCUAGUCUCACUCUCUGCUGUCAACGAUCAUUUCUUUUCUUUUUGCCAUUACGUAAACGUUUAUUUAUAAUAUUCAACUCUGAUUCGAUUGUAAAUAGCUUUUCAUGUGUUUCCAUGCCGUUUUCUUCUAUGUCCGUUAUUUUUUUAAUAAUUUUUUUUUAAGUCUUAACAUUUCUAGGGUAAAUAUUUAUCACAGAAUAAUACCAUGUACGGAAUACAAAAUUAUUGUCAAAUUUGAUAUACUUUACUUUUCCUUUUAUAAUAACUUUACACAAAACGCUCUGAGAUGCUUUCUGUCUUAGUUUUAGAGAUAACAAGUUUAGAUGUCGACUAAUUGGCUAACAAACUGAGAUGUAUUCUAGUCGAUAGGACAAUAGCAAGUAAGAAUAUGGUUUGUGACGGCGAUAUUUAUACGAAAAUAUUGAUGAGUAUUGACAGUUUUCCACACCAACGGUUACUCGAAGGUGGAGUUGGCAAAGCUUUUCCCGCGGUUUAUCGCAAUGAGCAAUAACCCUAAGAAACUUCUCGACUUUUAAAAUGUUUGUAACAGUGGACUGUAAAAAAUGCUAAAUUUUGUUUCUUAGAAUUAUUAUGGGCUUGAGUAGAUAUGUCUUAACAGCUGAUGGCUAUCUUGAUCGAAGGAUGGAUUAUGUUUUAUAUUUAAGAUUAUGGGUAUGGCUGUUAUUAUUUGUUAUUACCGAUUUUGUUUAUUAUUUGACCUUGAGAUAGCCUUUUCUUUGUACUGAUUGCAUUUAUUUUAAGAAUAACUAAAAUACUUUAUCGGGCGGUCAAAAUGACAGCUCACAGUAGGCGAGGCAGAGUACAAAUUUUUCUCAGAAAAUAAAAGAGCAAACUAAAAGUAAAUACUGAAAAAUAUAUUGUAUGCGUGUUUUAGAAAAAGUCAGAAAUUAUGAAGCGAUAUGAUAAAGUUUAAAUAUGGUUAAAUUUGUGUAGAAGUUCGAGAGUGGUCAAUUUGACCGCUGCUGGUAGGUUUAGUGUUAAAUAAAGGCGAAGGUAUGGAAAGUUAAAUUUCAAUUAAUACUGCUAAUAUACUACGAAAACUACGAAAACUACGAAAAUGAAGUUUUUUCGUUACGCACGAUUAAUAUCUUGUUUAAUUUUAUAGACUUAAAUUUUUUAAAUUAUUGCUCAUAUAGUAAACUAAUAGCAGAGAUAUCUUUAUAAAAUAAAAUUAACAUAACGAAUUAAAGUCUAUAAAUGUUAUCGGUAUAUUAGCAGAAAAUUUAGAAAUACAUGGGGUGCCAAUAUAAAAAAAUUGCCUUGAAAAAAAACCAUAAACCAUUAAAAAUAUUGAGAAAUAUCGAAUGUGUAAUCAAUCCAAGUGAGCUACAGAAUGUGAUUGCAUAAAGUAAAGCUGCAAAGCAAUUUACAAAUCAUUGAAUAUUUUGAACAAUUUUCUGAUAAGAAAACGUACAGAUACUACUAUUUAUUUAUUUUAAUAUACUGAAAAUAAUAGCAUAUUUAAAUUGACAAGAAAAUGUUGUCUUCUGGCAAUUUAUCAUUAUUUUAAUCAUUAAUUAGAAAUAUUUAUUUUAUAACGACUAACGUCUAAUGCCAUUUAUAUCAUGUAUAGUCUAGUUUGUAUUUAAAAGAAUAGCGCAUGCUACUUGAAGUAUAAAAAUCCAUUUGCUCGUCUUACGAGUAUGAGAAAUAUGUAAAUUCAAAUUUGUACGAUAAAGAAAUACAAUAAUAUCCUAAUGUUAAGUAAGCUUAUCUUAAAAUACAAUUGAGAACUGCAGAGAGUUUAAUGUUCUCGCUUUAGCAGCUAAUUUAAUAUAAUUCGAUAUGAAACAAAAGAUAAAUCAAACAAAGUAAUAUAUAAUAUACUGAAAAAUAUUUCGUCCCAAAUAUAAUCUCAUUCAGAACUUUCAAUACUCUUUGAAUUUUCUAAUAAUACUAACAAAAAUGUACUAUUUUUUAUAACCGUAUCAUGUGUUCUACUUUCCGCCCAUUUUUAUAAUGUUAAAAUACUUUUAUGUUUUAUAUAUAUAUAUAUAUAUAUAUAUAUAACGUACAUUAAUGAAAUUAUUUUUUAUGCACAAAAGCAUGACCUUUAACUGACCUAAGUAAAACCAUAUAAUAAAUUAUAAGUUAAUAAUUAAUUGUAUGUACAAUCAUAAAGCAGUAUAUGCACAAAAAGAACAAGGUCAUAAAAAUUAAGUAAAAGGUCCUAUUUACAUUAUAUAUUAUAUAAUGUUGUAUAUUCGGUAUAAAAUAUUUGUAUAGAUACAAAAUAGAUUGAAUUUAAUGAUACAAAGCAUUAAUUGUUUAUGUGUACAGCAAAACAUUAUACAUAUUAAGAACAGAUUACCGUAAUAUGUAUAUUAUAUUAUUUGCUGUAUUUUCUUUUUUUUUUUUUUUUGUUCAUUUUGUUGAUGUACCUUUCUCCAAAAUUACCUGUGAUCAGGAUUGAGUACUAGCUGUAGUUGAAAUGUAUGUUCUCAUUUUUUUAAUUUAUACAAUAGGCUAAUUAAAUGAGGCUAUUGAUUAGCAUAAAACAUAACAUUGCUUUAUAAGCAAAGCUGGCUUGCAAAGGAUCAUACUUUGAUUAAGAAUUGGGUGAAUCUGUUACGAAUAUGAUAAUAGUAAACACAGCAUUGAAACCAUAAUAUCAUUUUAAUAUUUUUUGAAUUAAUAAUAAUGAUUAUCUGUAUUAUUAACAAUAGUGCCUUGUAUAUGUGCAUCCAAACCAUACUUAUAAAGCAGGAAUGGAUAUUAUUAAUGAUUAUUAUAUUACAACAGCUUCACUCGAUAAAUUUUCAUGUUAAUUCCAUUUUAAAUUAGUAAUAUUACUGUUUCUUUGUAACGUGUAUAUUUCUUUGUAUAAUUGUCCAUAAUUUUUUUUAUAAUUUAUCUGUCGUUAAUUAUGUAAAUAUAUUUCCGUUUUAAUCAACUUCUGUUUCAUAAAUCAUGACUUCAUAUAAAUUGCUAAUUAUUUAUUUUGUAGUUAUCAUUAUGUUAAUAAAAUAAUACUACAAUUAAUGGUAAUUAUAAGCUGUUCAUACAGGUGUUAAAGUGCUAUAUGAUUUUGACUGCAAUUUAAGUCAGUAUAAAAAAUAAAAUAUAAAUAUUAAACGUAAAUUAAUUGAACAACAUUUUUGUUAUUAAGUUACAGUAUCCUUGUACUAUCAAAUAUUACUGUAUUUGGAAAAAUAGAGAAACAUGUAAGAUAAUAUAGAAAAAUUAGAGUAAACUGUAAGCUGUAUUGAAAAAGUUUAGAAAUAAUAUUUUAGAAUUAAUUUUUACUAGAUAGAUAAAAAAUACGAAUAGAAAAAAUCCUGAUGCGUUUCUUUGUGUUACUUGAUAUGUAGAUGAAACAUCAACAUACUUCGUAUAAAAAUAAUUAUUGUACGUAUAAAUGCAUUUUUAGUGAAUACUUCACAUAAAUGCUGUUUAGUAUUCACUUGACUUAUUGAUUAAAAAGUAAUACUUCCUAGUAUUUAUAUAAGAACAGUACAAAGAAUAUUAAGUAGCUAAUUAAAGUGUUUGGGAGCUAUAUGCGUCGAAAUUUAUCUACGUACGUGCCAAAUCAUAACACAUCAAACAAAUAUUAAUUAUGGACAAAGUGCCACAAAUUUUCAUAAUUCAGUCAGUAGUUGUCUAGUCUGAUUACUAAUUUGUAUUUUUAAAAUAUAAAAUAAAAACAUUUUGUAAUUCAUCA
Bombus pascuorum is the source of this 8398-nucleotide messenger RNA. It is a transcript of the gene Ptpmeg, whose product is annotated as tyrosine-protein phosphatase non-receptor type 4. NCBI's taxonomy places the organism in Eukaryota, Metazoa, Arthropoda, Insecta, Hymenoptera, Apidae. Gene Ontology annotation, molecular function: protein binding; protein tyrosine phosphatase activity. The coding region runs from base 679 to 3375 and encodes 898 amino acids. Gene Ontology annotation, cellular component: cytoskeleton. Gene Ontology annotation, biological process: protein dephosphorylation. The record is from RefSeq and is a predicted model, not a curated record. The transcript has 17 exons.